AUGAGGCUCUAUGGAGUUCUGACUGCUUUCGUACUCGGUGCGAGUCUGUGUCAGGCUUUCCAGCUUGGCUUGACGGUGCCACCCAGCUCUGUGGACUCGGCUAAGCUUAUGCAAGAGGUAACUGAGUAUCACAACGAGUUGUACAAACUCAAGAAGACUUCGAAAAAGGCUGUUGAGUUGCGGGCCAUGAUCAAAUCGCAUGUCGAAAAAUACAUUUCAAAUAACUUGUGCGUGAGGUACAUUUUGAACGAGUUCACGGAAGAUCACAUGAACCAGAAUACGCUGGUGGUGGUCCACGUGAAGGUUGUCGAUCCCACAAAUGUUAAUGAACUUGGCAAUAGAUACCAGCAGUUGAAUUUUAACUUAAUAGAUGAUGAGGGUAAUACAUUACGUCGUAAGAACGACGUGAAGGAGUCUAGGGUGGCAGUGACUAUACCCGAAAACCCAAGAGAGGACGCAUAUUUCGACGUUUGUUACGAGAAUCAGAUGAUCGACAAAAGUUGGAAGAACAAGGGUGCUAAUAAAGACAUAAUAAUGAGUGUGGAGAUUGGUAUAUCCGAGAUCGUUGACAAUUUGGAGAAAUCAGGCACCGCGUUGAAGCCGGUGCAAAAGCAGGCAUCAGACAUAGAACAAGAGGUUACCAAGCUGGUAAACCAGUUUGUUGCUCAAAUCAUACCCGACGAAACGGCUUCCAGAAACUUCAACGAAGAUCUGUUCUCCAAGGUGAUCAUCGGCGGCAUAGUUGCCUCGGCGUCACUCGUGAUAGUUGGAGUCGUCCAGGUGCUUUGGUUGAUUCUGUAUUUGAAGCAAAACAAAAUGAUUUAG
Messenger RNA from Kuraishia capsulata CBS 1993, 825 nucleotides. RefSeq lists its product as uncharacterized. Bases 1 to 825 code for a protein of 274 amino acids. Lineage: Eukaryota; Fungi; Ascomycota; Pichiomycetes; Pichiales; Pichiaceae. The transcript has a single exon. The record is from RefSeq and is a predicted model, not a curated record.